This is a messenger RNA of Archocentrus centrarchus (flier cichlid), 2535 nucleotides long. RefSeq names its product complement factor H-like. The record is from RefSeq and is a predicted model, not a curated record. The coding region runs from base 1 to 2397 and encodes 798 amino acids. The transcript is spliced from 15 exons. NCBI's taxonomy places the organism in Eukaryota, Metazoa, Chordata, Actinopteri, Cichliformes, Cichlidae.
AUGCCCAGAGAGGGGAGCGGCCUUGGGUUGAGUAAUGUAACAUGUGAAGUUGUAAAAUGUAUAAAACCUCCAGUUGAAAAUGCUGUUGUUCAUGGAAAUGCCAAGUACAAUGAAAAUGAAGUCCUGAGUUAUACGUGCAAUCCAGGAUAUAAACGUGGUCAAGAAAGAGAUUCAAAAUGCACAAAUUCAGGAGGCAGAGCGGCGUGGAUUCCCACACCUGCAUGUGAAGCAAUAAAAUGUGAGCUGACACUGCCGCCAGUUCCAGGAACCACAUACGAACCUGCUUAUAGAAAUAGGUUUUCACCUGGUGAAAAGGUAAGAGUGUCGUGUGGGGACAGAUACUGGAUUUCAGACAGUCGCAGUCGCUUAGCUGAGACUACUUGUGAAGAGAAUGGACAGUGGACUGUCGCACCAGUGUGUCAAGAGGUUACAUGCAGCCGUCCCAGAGAAAGGUAUAUCUCGUACUCGAGUGGUUGGCAACAAAUAAAACUGGGUGAUUCUGUCUGGUAUAGAUGUGCAACAGGCUACAGGAGUACAGGUGGUGCCACCUGGGCCACAUGCACCAGAGAUGGGUGGGAACCUCAUCCACUUUGUCAAGAGAUUAAAUGCAAGAAGGAGUCUUACAAUAAUGCCGAUAUUAUUGGAGAAAUUCAUUCUGAAUACAGUUACAAUGAUCGUGUCCAGUAUAAGUGCAAGAGAGGUUAUGAAGGAAGGUUCACUCUAACGUGUGGGGAAAAUGGCUGGCAUAGAUCUAACCAAUGUACAGCUACUACACAAUGUCAAAGUGUGAGCAGUGAAAACAGAUUUGAUGUUUGGCCAUCUGGUAACAAACUUUACUACACGUGUAAGGACGGUUACAAACUUCUCACCAAAGGCUGGUGGGGUGAAGCCACAUGUGAGGGCGGUGUGUGGUCUGGACUCAAAGAUUGUAUUGCGGAACGAGAGUGUGGAGAACCUCCUGUGAUUCCUAAUGGCAAAGGGAGACUUCAGACGAAACCGUCCCAAAAAAGCAUUUCAAUAACUUGCAAAGAAGGAUACUCUACUGAGAUUGAGGAAUUAACUUGUAAUGAGGGACAAUGGGAUUUGGCUGGACGAUCACUUGAUGAAAUCUGUAAACCAAAUGAUGAUAACUGCAGCCCUCCACUCAAAGUUGAGAAUGCUGUUGUUACAACUCCUUAUCAGAAGGAAUACCCAUCUGGCUCUACAGUAACUUAUCAGUGCCGCGCUAAGUACACAAUGGAGAGUGAGGCCACAAUUGAAUGCACAGCCGGAAAAUGGGAUGCUCUCGAGAUUAAAUGUAUAUUUACCUGUGACAAGCUUCAGGACGAGUGGCAGACAAUGAACUUCACAGCAGAUAAAGAGAAAUACAAGAAUGGAGAGAUCAUCAAAUAUCAAUGUAAGAAUAAAGAAAGAAGUAAUGGCACUGCAACAUGCCAGGAUGGCAAUUGGACUAAAACAAUAGAAUGUGAAGAGAAAUGCACAGUCCCUGAAAUACCAUCAAGUCUAAGAUUCACCACAGAUUCACCACGCAGUCAAAUAUUGAAAGGACAAUACCUAACGUUUACUUGUGUAGACAGUACCCACAUUAUCAAAGGGAAUGCAACGUUUGAAUGUUUGGCAAAUGGACAGUGGAGCGAUCCUCUACCAACAUGUGAAGCGACAAGGGUUUGUAGCACAUCACCAAAUCUUUCAAAUGGACAGGCCAAGAGAAAAGGAAAAAACCAAUACAGCCAUAAUGAAAAGGUUGAAUAUGUCUGUCGCAGAGGGUACGUCAUGGAGGGUGGGCCAUCCAAAACCUGCAUCAAUGGUGAAUGGAUUGGAGAGAUGAGAUGCCGCCCUGCCCAGGGUUGUACAAGACCAGCACCAAUUUCAGAUGGAGGCCCUAAAACAGCUACUAAGAGCCUGUACCAACAUGGUGACAAGGUUGAAUAUGUCUGUCAGGCACACUACGUCAUGGAGGGGGGACCAAUCAAAACCUGUUUCAAUGGUGAAUGGACUGGAGAGAUUAGAUGCCUUCCUGCCCAGGGUUGUACAAGACCACCACCUCUUUUAGAUGGAGGCCCUACAACAACUACUAGGAGCCAGUACCAACAUGGUGACAAGGUUGAAUAUGUCUGUCAGGCAUACUACCUCAUGGAGGGGGGACCAAUCAAAACCUGUUUCAAUGGUGAAUGGACUGGAGAGAUUAGAUGCCUUCAACCCUGCACUGUGACUGAAGAGGAGCUGAACAGCCACAAUAUUCACUUCAAACAUCCAAGAAAAGAUAACCCAGAUAAGAUGUAUUCAGCACAUAAUGAUGUGAUUGAGUUUGUGUGUACCAAAGGAAGACGUGUCGGCGCUGUGGGAAUGCGUCAGAAGUGUGAGCAUGGUGUGAUGGAGUUACCAACUUGUCAGUAAGGGUUUUUUGUUUUUUGUUUUUUUACUAGAUUAGAUAAAGAUGAGUACACCAAUGUGUCAGAAUGAAGAAUUAAAUCAGUCAAGUAAUAGUGCUGUUUGUGGUCCUUUUAAUAAAACCAUAUGUGCUGACUGAGUCCA